Molecule: messenger RNA, 1077 nt
Organism: Exophiala aquamarina CBS 119918
Lineage: Eukaryota; Fungi; Ascomycota; Eurotiomycetes; Chaetothyriales; Herpotrichiellaceae
Exons: 1
Coding region: 1-1077 (358 amino acids)
Molecular function (GO): 2-oxoglutarate-dependent dioxygenase activity
Source: RefSeq, a predicted model, not a curated record
AUGAAAUGCAUUCCUAAAUAUCCACAAUUCUCAUGUUUAAAGGCAGUGAGAUAUCAAAAACCGGGCAUCAGAGGAGUCACUUCAUCCUCAACCUGUUCCGUGCACCAAGUCCCACUUCUUCCCUCCUGGGAUCUAGACGUCUUCCAGGUCAAUGCAUAUAUACCCGCGGUGCCUUUCCAGUUCCCCAGGCUGAGCUCGCAACUCCCGCCGGCCUGUUCCAAGUGGUUCACCCAUGAAGACGACCCCAGCAGUCUCGAUCUUGGCCAUGUUAGCCUCAACAACGACCCCGGUAUACAUCCCAGAAGUUCAGAACUGAACUCUGCAUUCUGGACCGAGUAUGCAGAUACGAUCGUGCCGUUGGAGCUCACCUCUACGAAAAGCACUUCGAGUUCCCCCGAAGAUGAAACAUUCCAGCGCACAGAAGCACCCCUCGGGAUCCUGCUGGCGUACCUGUCCUCCAACGCGAGCAAAAACCCAACAUACACCCUGAACCAGCCAAGUAGCCAAUCAAUAUACCUGGCACAAUGCUCCCUGACCGCGCUGCCACCGUCUCUGCAGCAGGACAUUCCGACCCCAGACCUCAUCGCCCGCUCCGGACCGAUCAAAGGAGACAUCUACGCCUCGAGCCUCUGGCUAGGCCGGCCACCCACAUACACGCCCCUGCACCGCGACCCCAACCCCAACAUCUUCAUCCAACUCGCCGGCCAGAAAGUUGUGCGACUGCUGCCGCCCGAGGUUGGCGCCGCCGUCUUCGCCGACGUCCAAGCACGCAUCCAUCACGACCACGACCACAACACCUCAUCGUCUGCCACCAUCCGUGGCGAGGACAUGAUGAGCGGGCCUGAGAAAGCCGUGCUCCAUGCCGCUAUCUGGCCUUCCGAAUCUGGCAGCAACGACAGCACUGAUUCACCAUCUCAUACUCGUGCACCGCCCCCCUACGCGCAACUCCUCAGCAGGUACGCGCAGGAGACAACACUCAGCACCGGCGACGCACUCUUCAUCCCCAAAGGAUGGUGGCACAGCGUCAAGGGCAUCGGCGCCGGUGUCACCGCCAGUGCAAACUGGUGGUUUCGCUGA